AGAUCGAGAAGCUAUGUUUCAGAAUUUGAAGUGUGCAAACUGGAAUCUGUACCCUUGGAUUUUGGUGACUACCAUCCACUGAAACCCAUUACAGUUACUGAAUCCAAGACCAAGAAAAUGAGCCGGAAAGGAAGUACUUCUUCUACCUCCUCUUCUUCUUCUAGUUCUAUAAUGGAUCCAUUGAGCAGUGUAUUGGAUGGUACCGAUCCUUUGUCAUUAUUUGCAGCAGCUGCAGAUCCUGUGACUACUGCUGCUGCCACGGAUGGCACACGAAAGAAACGAGAUAGGGAUGACAACUCAGCAGUAGGAAGUGACUUUGAACCAUGGUCAAGCAAACGCGGUGAAAUCCUUGCUAGAUACACAACAACGGAGAAGCUCUCUAUUAAUCUGUACAUGGGAUCUGAAAAAGGAAAAGCUACAACUACUGGCUCGGCAGUUUCUGAAAAAGUGAGGACAAGGUUAGAAGAACUGGAUGAUCUGGAAGAGGGGUCGCAGAAGGAGCUGUUGAAUUUGACUCAGCAGGAUUACAUGAACCGAAUUGAAGAACUGAACCAGUCUUUAAAGGAUGCUUGGUCCUCUGAUCAGAAAGUAAAAGCUCUGAAAAUAGUCAUCCAGUGUUCUAAGCUUCUUUCAGAUGCAACAGUAAUCCAGUUUUAUCCAAGUAAAUUUGUUCUAAUUACAGAUAUCCUUGAUACUUUUGGGAAACUAGUGUAUGAAAGAAUUCUGUCAAUGUGCGUGGACAAUCGUGUCACUCUGCCAGAUAAUUUUUCACCGGAGAGUGUUAAUGAUACUGCUAAAGAAACUUGCUUAAACUGGUUUUUCAAGAUUGCUUCAAUCAGAGAACUCAUUCCCAGAUUUUAUGUGGAAGCAGCAAUACUGAAGUGCAAUAAGUUCCUAUCCAAAACGGGGAUUUCAGAAUGUCUCCCACGGUUAACAUCUAUGAUUAGAGGAAUUGGAGAUCCACUGGUUGCAGUCUAUGCAAGAGCAUACCUUUGCAGGGUUGGGAUGGAAGUGGCACCACAACUCAAAGAAAGCCUUAACAAAAAUUUCUUUGACUUUCUUCUAACAUUUAAACAAAUUCAUGGGGAUACGGUUCAGAAUCAGCUGGUAGUACAAUGUGUGGAGAUUCCUUUGUAUUUGACUCUAUAUUCUCCUGCUAUAGACUGGAUUUUACAGUGUAUUGCAUACCGUGCUCCUGAAGUUCUGCUUACUGAGAUGAUGGAAAGAUGCAAAAAAUUGGGGAACAACGCUUUGCUGUUGAAUUCAGUGAUGUCGGCAUUCAGAGCAGAGUUUAUUGCUACAAGAUCUAUGGACUUCAUUGGCAUGAUUAAAGAGUGUGAUGAAUCUGGAUUCCCAAAGCAUCUCCUCUUUCGCUCCUUGGGAUUAAACUUGGCAUUGGCUGAUCCUCCUGAAAAUGAUCGCCUUCAAAUAUUAAAUGAAGCCUGGAAAGUUAUAACAAAGCUAAAGAACCCACAGGAUUACAUCAACUGUGCUGAAGUGUGGGUGGAGUAUACAUGCAGACAUUUUACGAAGCGAGAAGUCAAUACAGUUUUGGCUGAUGUUAUCAAACACAUGACUCCUGAUCGAGCAUUUGAAGAUGCUUACCCACAGCUGCAGUCAAUUAUUCAGAAAGUUAUCACCUAUAUCUUUGACUUCUCUCUGCUUUUUUCAGUGGAGAAAUUCUUGCCAUUUCUGGAUAUGUUCCAGAAGGAAAGUGUGAGAGUGGAGGUUUGCAAGUGCAUUAUGGAAUCUUUUAUUAAGCAUCAGCAGGAGUCUACAAAGGAUCCUGUUAUACUCAAUGCUCUUCUGCAUAUCUGCAAGACGAUGCACGAUUCUGUGAAUGCACUAACACUUGAGGAUGAGAAAAGAAUGUUAGCAGCAUUGAUAAAUGGAUUCAUAAAAAUGGUUUCGUUUGGCCGUGACUUCGAACAACAGCUGAGUUUUUACGUUGAAGCCAGGUCAAUGUUUUGCAAUCUGGAGCCUGUUCUAGUCCAGCUGAUCCAUUCUGUGAACCAACUAGCAAUGGAAACAAGAAAGGUGAUGAAAGGAAAUCAUUCCAGGAAGACUGCUGCAUUUGUCAGGGCUUGCGUUGCCUUCUGCUUCAUUACAAUUCCAUCUCUGAGCAGUAUCUUCACACGUCUUAAUCUGUAUCUACACUCUGGACAGGUUGCUCUGGCAAAUCAGUGCCUUUCACAAGCUGAUGCUUUUUUCAAAGCUGCAGUGAGCCUUGUUCCUGAAGUGCCAAAAAUGAUCAGUGUAGAUGGGAAGAUGCGACCUUCUGAUGCCUUUCUCCUGGAAUUCCUUUGUAAUUUUUUUUCCACGUUAUUAGUUGUUCCGGACCAUCCAGAACAAGGAGUGUUGUUUCUUGUGCGAGGAUUACUAAAUGUGAUCCAGGAUUAUACUUGGGAGGAUAACAGCGAUGACAAAGUCAGGAUUUAUACUAAUGUUUUGCAUCUGCUGUCUGCAAUGACUCAAGAAGCAUAUAUCUACCAUGUAGAUAAAGUUGAUUCCAAUGAUACCCUGUAUGGUGGAGACUCCAAGUUCCUGGCUGAAAUUAAUAAACUGUGUGAAACAGUGAUAGCACAGAUCCUGGAUCAUCUGAAAACCCUUGGAAAAGAAGAGACCCUAAAGCGGCAGAGCCAGCUGGCACUCUAUUUCUUUAACACUAUUCUAGCUCAUGGGGAUCUACGAAACAACAAACUAAACCAGCUUUCAGUCAAUCUCUGGAAUCUUGCUCAGAAACAUGGCUUUGCUGACACCAAGACUAUGGUGAAAACGCUGGAAUACAUCAAGAGGCGAAGCGAACAACCUGAAACGAGUCACUUCACAGACCUGGCCCUUCGGCUUCCUCUGCAGUCCAGGACCUGAUGAAUGCUUCUUUUCCAAAGAGUCAUCUGUACAAGAGAGCAUGUAGCUGAGGCCAAAAAUCACUGAUCUAGAUUUUGACUGGAGGAGUUCAGUGUAUUUUUAUUUUACUCAGUGUGACAGGUUUACUUGGACAGAGGUAAAAGUAAAACUGUUCUGAGUGCAAUAAUUUAACCUGAGUUUCUGUUUCCAGUUUUACCACUACGUUCUUAUUUUAAAUACUGAUUUAGAUUUAGUAAAGGGUAUUGUGAACCUCUGAGGUUGCAAAAAACUUUUGAAAUCUAAUCUGUUGUCAUUUUAGCCUCAAAGGAAGAAGAU
Molecule: messenger RNA, 3183 nt
Organism: Tauraco erythrolophus (red-crested turaco)
Lineage: Eukaryota; Metazoa; Chordata; Aves; Musophagiformes; Musophagidae
Source: RefSeq, a predicted model, not a curated record